AUGGCUUUGCGGAUUUUCGCUCUCCACCACGUAGGUAGUCUUCUCUCGUCUUCUCCUUUCGAGAACUUUGGUCUCGAAGUUGCAGAGCAGAUGAAAGCAAUGGAAACAGAAGCCGUGCUCUCCUCGGAAGAACCUUCCAACCCUUUCGUGGUCUCUUACCUCAUCCGCUCAUGUGGGCUCUCACCCGCAGCUGCCGUCUCUGCAUCUAAGAAGGUUGGUUUUGAAUCCUCUGAUAGACCAGAUUCCGUUAUUACCCUAUUCAGAAACCAAGGAUUCACCGACGCCCAAAUUUCCAGUCUGGUUGGAAAGUGCCCAUCAUUGCUCGUGUCCAGUCCUACAAAGACCCUUCUGCCUAAACUUGAGUUCUUCUAUUCCCUGGGCGUUUCGAGCCCUAACCUCGCCAAAAUCCUCUGCAAAGAUCCAAGGGUCUUGUUAAAUAGCUUAGAAAACAAAAUCAUCCCUUCUUUUAAUUUCCUCAAAAGUAUAGUUGGGACUGAGAAGAAUGUUGUUGUUGGUCUAAAACGUGUACCCCGUCUCGUCCAUUAUGAUUUACAGAAUAUGGCUCGAAAUAUUGCAUUCUUAAGAGAAAAUGGAGUACCGGAGUCUAAUCUCGUGAGCUUACUAAAUUACUACCCCAUUGCGAUGACACCUAAAAAUGACCGGUUCAAACAGAUAGUUGAGGAGAUAAAGCAAAUGGGUUUCGACUCUUCAAAAUACUUGUUUGUGAGCGGUCUAUAUGCAUUUACAUCAAUGACCAAAUUGACAUGGAAACAGAAAUUGGAGGCUUAUCGAAGGUGGGGUUUUUCUGAGAAUGAGAUUCUCUUGGCAUUUAGGAGGUAUCCUCCUUUUAUGACGGCGUCUGAGAAGAGGAUAAUGAGCCAUAUGGAUUUCUUUGUUAACAAAAUGGGUUGGGAUCGGGCAGUUAUCAUCAGGUACCCGCACCUUCUCGGCCAUAGCUUAGAGAAGUGGAUUCUUCCAAGGUGUUCAGUUUUUCGAGUAUUGAUAUUGAAGGGUCUAGUGAAGGAAGAUCUUAAAUUGGGUUCUCAGUUGAAAAAAAGUAAGAAGCAUUUCUUGGAGAAUUUUGUGACAAAAUAUGAGAAAGAAGUUCCUCAACUCUUGGAUUUAUAUAAAGGGAAUAUUAGUCUGCUAGGACUAGGAUAUGAAACUCAGGAAGUGUGGAAAGAACCUACUGUAAAAUGCUCAAUUUUUUGA
This is a messenger RNA of Telopea speciosissima, 1212 nucleotides long. RefSeq lists its product as uncharacterized. The transcript is spliced from 2 exons. Gene Ontology annotation, cellular component: chloroplast. The record is from RefSeq and is a predicted model, not a curated record. The coding region runs from base 1 to 1212 and encodes 403 amino acids. Gene Ontology annotation, biological process: chloroplast organization; regulation of DNA-templated transcription. Lineage: Eukaryota; Viridiplantae; Streptophyta; Magnoliopsida; Proteales; Proteaceae. Gene Ontology annotation, molecular function: double-stranded DNA binding.